AUGCAGGGACUCCUCCUGGCCACCUUCCUCCUGGCAACCCCGGCACAGUUCUGCUGCAGGGCACAGGGCCCCGGGCCAUUAGAGGUGACUCGUGAAGGAAGGCUUGGCGAAGCAGAAGUGCAGCAUCGGAAACAGGUCUGUCACUGGCCCUGCAGAUGUCCUCAGAAGGCCAGCUGCCCACCUGGAGUAAGCCUGGUGAGGGAUGGCUGUGGAUGCUGUAAGAUCUGUGCCAAGCAACCAGGGGACGUCUGCAAUGAAGCCGAGCUCUGCGAUCCACACAAAGGAUUGUACUGUGACUACUCAGCAGACAGGCCGAGGUACGAGACCGGAGUGUGCGCAUACCUUGUGGCUGUGGGAUGCGAGUUCAACAGGGUACAUUAUCCUAAUGGCCAAGUGUUUCAGCCCAACCCCCUGUUUAGCUGCCUCUGUGUGAGUGGGGCCAUUGGAUGCACCCCAUUGUUCAUCCCAAAGCUGGCUAACAGUCACUGCUCUGGGGCGAAAGGUGGAAAGAAGUCUGAUCAACCAAACUGUGGCCCGGGACCAUUACAGCAGCAGCUCUCAACAGCCUACAAAACAAUGCCAGUUUAUAGGAAUCUCCCACUUAUUUGGAAAAGAAAAUGUCUUAUUCAAGCUACAAAGUGGACGCCUUGCUCCAGAACAUGCGGGAUGGGAAUUUCUAACAGGGUAACCAAUGAAAAUAACAAGUGCCAACUCAGAACAGAGAGAAGACUGUGCUAUGUUCAGCCUUGUGACAGUAAUAUAUUAAAGACAAUAAAGAUCCCCAAAGGAAAAACGUGCCAACCUACUUUCCAACUCUUCAAAGCUGAAAAAUUCGUCCUCUCUGGAUGUUCAAGCACCCAGAGUUAUAAACCCACUUUCUGUGGAAUAUGCAUGGAUAAGAGAUGCUGUGUUCCUAAUAAGUCUAAGAUGAUUACCAUUCAAUUUGAUUGCCCAAAUGAAGGGUCAUUUAAAUGGAAGAUGCUGUGGAUCACAUCUUGUGUAUGUCAGAGAAACUGCAGAGAUUCGGGAGAUGUAUUUUCUGAGCUCAAGAUUCUCUAA
Messenger RNA from Pipistrellus nathusii (Nathusius's pipistrelle), 1059 nucleotides. The record is from the annotation of a GenBank genome assembly. NCBI's taxonomy places the organism in Eukaryota, Metazoa, Chordata, Mammalia, Chiroptera, Vespertilionidae.